UGUUAACAGCAGUUAACAAAAAAAACAAUGGCAACAAAGUGUCAAUAACAGUUACUAAAAUAUUUCAACGAUUUCAACGGCUUCCUUUCUCCUUGCAUAUUAGAAACACAUAGUGGUUUGUAAAUAUAUAUUUGAAUUAUUCCAACGUCCCAAACAAUGAAUAAGCCCAGCUAUUUCCCAAAUUACUAUUCGAUUGAUGAUGUGAUGGCAACGCAAGAAAGGAUGCCAAGCCGGGCGCUAAAUGAACUUUUUCAAAUGGGAUUUCUUGAUUUGUCCAGUGAGAAGACUGGUAACUUGAUGGCUAAUCAGCAAGUGGAACUUCCCCUCUGGUAUUUACUUCAGACAGAUGAUCGUAGCCGUUAUUUUUCCUUGAUAGUUCCCGAAAUUUUUACGGCGGCUUACAAAGAAAUUUACAAGGCGGAUGCCAGCUAUGUCGAGUUGGGCAAGUUGAACAAAUUCUAUUAUGAGUUGGGCAUGUACCUGUGCCAAUUCGAUACCGGGGACGAUCUUGCCGAAAUGCUGUUCAACACGGCACAGGAACGCAUUAAAGGGAUCAAAGACAUGUGCAACAACGUCAGUAGCGAAAAUAUGAUGGACAACAAAAAGCUGGACCAUUUGGAACGGAUGCUGUAUGAAGAGGGCACUAGGACGCAUCGAAUGUUCUCCGACUGGCUCCAGGAAAAAUCGGUGAACAUCAAAUCCACGGAACUGGUUACAAAUCACCGUAAACGGAAACGGGACGCCCUAGAAGGAGAAGAGGGCUCAUCGCAGUCAUCGCAAAGAACGUCCGUGUAAGUUUCUUUUCUUUUUAAGAAUGAGGAUGGCGGUAGUUUAUACGAUUACUUUUAUUCAAUUAAAUUUGACCCAUUUGAUGUUCUAA
Messenger RNA from Armigeres subalbatus, 880 nucleotides. RefSeq names its product DNA replication complex GINS protein PSF3 (gene Psf3). Lineage: Eukaryota; Metazoa; Arthropoda; Insecta; Diptera; Culicidae. Gene Ontology annotation, cellular component: GINS complex. Gene Ontology annotation, biological process: mitotic DNA replication initiation. The transcript has 3 exons. The record is from RefSeq and is a predicted model, not a curated record. The coding region runs from base 157 to 795 and encodes 212 amino acids.